Messenger RNA from Gavialis gangeticus (Gharial), 3880 nucleotides. It is a transcript of the gene SLC26A7, whose product is annotated as solute carrier family 26 member 7. Lineage: Eukaryota; Metazoa; Chordata; Crocodylia; Gavialidae. The record is from RefSeq and is a predicted model, not a curated record. Bases 16 to 1989 code for a protein of 657 amino acids. Gene Ontology annotation, molecular function: oxalate transmembrane transporter activity; chloride transmembrane transporter activity; sulfate transmembrane transporter activity. Gene Ontology annotation, biological process: transmembrane transport. The transcript is spliced from 18 exons. Gene Ontology annotation, cellular component: membrane.
UUGGUGGGCUAAAGCAUGACAGGGGUAAAAAGGAAAAAGAAAAGUGCAGUGUGCUGGAAGAUCCAUGCUCUUCGUUGUGAAGAUAUCAAGCUGUGGUGCCUAAGAAGGUUUCCUAUUUUGGAGUGGGCAACCAACUACAAUUUAAAGGAAAAUUUGAUUCCUGAUGCCAUUUCUGGAAUGAUGUUGGCAAUUCAACAGGUGACACAAGGGCUGGCCUUUGCUGUUUUGUCUUCAGUCCACCCAGUAUUUGGCUUAUAUGGCGCUCUCUUUCCCGUCAUUAUUUAUGCCGUAUUUGGGAUGGGACGCCAUGUUGCGACAGGAACUUUUGCUUUAACUUCCUUGAUAUCUGCCAAUGCAGUUGAGCGUCUUGUUCCUCCAAGCAGCAAUAAUUUCACUACAAGUAACAAUUCAGGAGUCUUGGGUUUAUCAGAAUUUGAAAUGAAGAGGAUUGGAGUUGCUGCAGCAGUUUCAUUUUUAGGAGGAAUCAUUCAAGUAACAAUGUUUGUGCUUCACUUGGGAAGUGCCACUUUCUUGUUAACAGAACCGGUGAUAAGUGCAAUGACGACUGGGGCAGCUACGCAUGUCGUGACUUCACAAGUGAAGUAUCUUUUGGGAAUGAAAAUGCCAUAUAUAUCAGGACCACUGGGAUUCUUUUAUAUUUAUGCCUACAUUUUUGAAAAUAUCAAAUCGGUUCAAUUAGAAGCUUUACUUCUGUCCUUGAUGAGCGUUGUGGUGCUUGUUCUCGUUAAAGAACUGAAUGAAAAAUUUAAAAGAAUCAUUAAAGUCAUUCUUCCCAUUGAUCUAGUUUUGAUAAUUGCUACAUCCCUUGCCUGCUACUAUGCUGAUAUGGAAUACACCUAUGGCCUAGAAGUUGUGGGACAUAUCCCAGAAGGGAUGCCACCUCUGAAAGCCCCAACCAUGAAUGUCCUCUCUGAAGUAAUAACAGAAGCUUUUGGAGUGGCACUAGUUGGCUAUGUAGCAUCACUAGCCCUGGCCAAAGCAUCUGCUAAAAAAUUCCAAUACUCUGUGGAUGACAAUCAGGAAUUUUUGGCUCAUGGCCUCAGCAAUGUCAUUCCUUCAUUUUUCUUUUGCAUACCAAGUGCUGCAGCAAUGGGACGUACUGCACUUUUGUAUAGCACUGGAGCAAAAACUCAGGUGGCUUGCCUGAUAUCUUGUAUAUUCAUACUUGUGGUGAUCUAUGCAAUGGGACCAAUGUUAUACUGGCUGCCUAUGUGUGUUCUAGCAAGUAUCAUUGUUGUUGGUCUAAAGGGGAUGUUAAUGCAGUUCCGUGACUUAAAAAAAUAUUGGAAUGUGGAUAAAAUAGAUUGGAGCAUAUGGGUUAGUACCUACGUGUUUACAAUAUGCUUUGCUGCUAACGUGGGACUGUUGUUUGGAGUUGUCUGCACUAUACUGAUAAUGAUUUUCCGCUUUCCCAGAGCAAAGACACUGAUUUUGAAAAAUAUGAAAGAAGUGGAAUGUAAAUUCAGAACAGAAGCUAAUUGUGAAUCUUUGCAACAGGUAAAGAUAGUUUCGGUGAACAACCCACUUGUCUUUCUGAAUGCCAAGAAGUUCCAUGCUGAUUUAAUAAAGAUAAUCCAGAAGGACAAUGCAAGCAACCAGGCAUAUGAUGAUAUAAACAAGUGUGAACAGAACACAUUGCUCAAUCCAUUAUCCAAUGGCAGUUGUCGUGGUGAGUCAUCCUUACAGCCAUGCCUUAAUGAGAGACGUGCUUUAAUAUUAGAUUGCAGUGGACUGACUUUAUUUGACUAUACUGGAGUUUCAGUGCUUCUGCAGAUUUACAUGGAUUGUAAAAAUCAGAACAUUAAUGUGUUACUAGCACAUUGCAAAGCUUCCCUGAUAAAAGCAAUGCAGUACAGUGAAAACCUAGGAUCUGAAAAUCCUAUCUUCUUUGAAUCUGUUUCCUCUGCAAUUGGUGCUAUUCAGAUUAACAGGAAUUUCAACAACCUCAAUGAACACAGUGAAGUGUGAUGCUGACAUAUUGCAGAGUAGCUAUUUUGAUCUGCUAAUAUACAGACUAAGCUAUGCCAUACCUUUUCCUUAAACUUUUCAUGAAAUCCUGUAGGCAAUAUUUUGUAUGCCAGGUAUAUUUAAUAGAGUCAGUUAUGACAGUUAUUCUUUUCUUUUCUUGAUCUAUAGUUGUCAAAAGUUUCUUUUCUCAAGUACCAUCACUCAAAGAGUGUCCCUAUGUUGGAUUACUCUGUAGUAAUUUUAUACAAUAUUUUUGUACACAUUUAGAUACAAAAUAUUAGGCAGAAGACAGGGUAUUGACCUUUAUUAUGGUGAUGUAUAUUGUUUUAACACUAUUGUAUAGUCACUUUAUUUGUAAUGCACAAACUAUACUUUUGUGCAUGGGAUAAAAAGACCUUAUGAAUCCUUGCAAAUGAUCUAUUUUAACUGAUAUAGUAUAUGUUUCAGAUCAUUGUAUUUAUCCUUUCUCUAAUUAAAUCAACCAUGUACAGUAACAUCUUACAACAUAUUCUUGUGCAAUUAGCACAGUUCUGCAUUUUUGCACAUUCUUCCUGUAUGCCUUCAAAUACCCAUUGAAGUUAACGGGAGUUUGGGUGUGCCAAGAAAGUAUGUGAAAUAAAGUGGUUUAUUGUGUGUGAUCAUGUUUCUUAUUAGCACUAGCCAUGAUUCCAGCUUGCUGCAUUUUAAGAGCUAGAGGCAUCCUUUAGUUCAAGUGGAAAAUAUUUUCAUUUUCAGUUCCAAAGAUUCAAGGUUUGACCCUCUAUGGUGGUAGUGGAGUACAUUUAGUGUAAUAAUAUCUCAAUCCAUAUUCCCAGCCAUUGUACAUCCUCAGAUAUGGUAACUCAAGGUAGUAUCAUCAAGUUUACUGGAUGUGCAUUCGUUUAUACAGCUGAGGAUCUACCCGAAGCCUUGUAUUGUACUAUAAAUCAAAAGCAAACCUAAAAUUGCCUGUGCAAGCCCUACAUAUUUCAGUGGGUAAAUGAGCAAUUUCAUGAGCAGAUGGGAUAAUUUUGUGUUUACCCAUCCAAUUACACAUAUAUCUGAGGGUCUUGUACAUGCAAGCAGAAGUUUCUGUGUUUCUUGGGCAGCAGUUUGAAAGUUUGCCCUUAUAAAUUCCAGGCUCAGUUCACCACCACAUAGUAGCCGCUUUGCCUAAGUGAGUUGAUUUGGACUAAGCAGCCAAAGUGCACAUUAUUCUGCUAGUCCGUAAAAUUGAGAAACUGCUAUAUUAUAUUCUUUUGUUAAAAAAAUAAAGUCAUAAUGAGAGUCUAUGAAAAUCUACAUGUUAUCUGGUUCUGACAACUGCCUUCAUUUUUCUAAAGUUAAAUCUUAGUGCCAGUAAGUCCCCAAAAUAUUCUAAAAUAAGACAACAUGAAUAUUGAUGGUUAACAUGACUUUAGUGACACUGAAAUCUGCAAAUCUGACAGUCAAAACCAUCACACAAAAGUUACCUUAUAACACAAAACACAGUAUGUUAUAUAUGGGAACUGGUUUUUAAAUUUUACAACAUACAGUGGUGCCAGAUAUUUCUGUAUCUGCAGCUCAUACAAACUGUAUGCAUGCUUACCAAAGGGCUCAAUGAAACCAGUUCAAACAAUUGUUUUGUAAUACAGAUUACAUAAAACCAUAUGGGUUACACUAUUUAUGGUUAGAUGCAUGUACGUUGGUUUCUUCCUCUGUAUUUGGUGAUCUGUGAAACAACAGCAUUGAAAUAUGAGAAUCAAGCAUGUGCCAAGGAGAAAAAGGAAACAGGGAACUGUAUAUGCCAAUUGCACUCUCUUCCCUUACACUGACCUAAAGUACAGACAGUCAAAAAAACCUGAGACUGAAUUGGCCCAGUUUUUGCAGGUUUAGACUAAACUGCAUCGAUUGAACAGAUAAGCCUUCCCUG